Molecule: messenger RNA, 2614 nt
Organism: Onthophagus taurus
Lineage: Eukaryota; Metazoa; Arthropoda; Insecta; Coleoptera; Scarabaeidae
Product: prestin
Biological process (GO): transmembrane transport
Cellular component (GO): membrane
Source: RefSeq, a predicted model, not a curated record
UCUAACAAAAACAUUCAUUAAAGCAAGUUAACGCAGCAUAAACCACUAAUUUUGCAUAUAAACCACAAAAAUAAAAUCGUUUCAAACUGUGUACUUUUACAAUAAUAACCAUAUUGUCGUGGGUUUUUUAUAAAAAACGCGACAAACAAGUUGUUAAAAUCAAAAUGGACGAGGAAAGAAAGCCGCUUUUAAUGCGAACCAGUACUUACAACGUUUUCAGUUUGGCAAAUGGAAAUCUUCCGAAUGAUCUUCACGUCGAAAGACCAGUUUACGGACAAGAAGAGUUACAUUUAGCAUCGGAAUAUGAAAAACCGACCGUUUCAAUUGGAGAAGUCGUUCGUGAUAAAUACAAUUCGUGCAGUUGCAAAACGUUUUUGCAACAAUUAAUUCCCGUUUUGAAAUGGUUACCGGAAUACAAUUGGAAACAAGAUAUCACCGGUGAUAUAAUCAGUGGGAUAACUGUUGCAAUUAUGCAUAUUCCUCAGGGUAUAGCGUAUUCGUUAUUAGGAAACGUCCCCCCAGCUGUCGGUAUAUACAUGGCAUUUUUCCCCGUGAUCAUAUACUUUUUUUUCGGCACAUCGCGACAUGUCUCAAUGGGCACUUUUGCUAUCGUCUGUUUGAUGACGGGAAAAGUUGUGUCACAAUACAGCACGGAAGAGAAACCUCCGGAAAAUGUCGAUCAAGCGAAUUGGAUGGAGAUGUUAACUCAUAAUCAAACCGAUAAUGGAGUAAUCGAGCACCAACAAUAUCCCCCAAUAGCCGUUGCAAUAACCGUUACUUUUGCCGUAGCAGCUUGGCAAUUGAUUAUGUACGUUUUGAGAUUGGGGGUGAUUUCAAAUUUAUUAUCGGACGUUUUGGUGAAUGGAUUUACUUGCGCUGCAGCUUGCUACGUUGUUGUUUCGCAAAUGAAGGAUCUUUUCGGGUUGCCCCUCAAGAAACGGAGAGGAUUUUUUAGUUUACCUUUGUCAAUUUAUGAUAUAGUUAUGGCAAUACCUUUAGCGAACCACACAGCGGUCUCAAUAUCAAUGACAGCAAUCGUUAUUAUGGUCAUAAAUAACGAAAUAUUUAAACCUUGGUUGGCGCAAAGAACGAGGAUACCGUUUCCUAUAGAAUUAGCGGCCGUUUUAAUCGGAACAGCUUCGAGUUAUUUCGGGGAUUUUAACGCUAAAUACAACGUGACGAUCGUCGGGGAGAUUCCUACAGGACUUCCGGCUCCUACACUACCGAUUUUUUCGCUUCUACCGGAAAUCGCUGUGGAUUCGUUGAUAAUCUGCAUCGUUUCGUACUCGAUUUCGAUGUCGAUGGCGAUUAUUUUCGCAUCGAAACUUCAUUACGACGUGAAUCCAAAUCAAGAACUCUUUGCGAUGAGUUUAAGUAACUUUUUCGGAUCAUUCUUUUCAUCAAUGCCGAUAACAGCGUCAUUAUCCCGCUCGAUGAUCCAACAAUCAGUCGGAGGAGUCAGCCAAAUAGCGUCAAUCAUUUCCUGCACGUUACUUUUAAUCGUUCUUUUAUGGAUCGCCCCAGUUUUCGAGCACUUACCAAGGGCGAUUUUAGCGAGCAUAAUCGUCGUGGCACUAAAAGGAAUGCUAAUGCAAUGUACGAAACUAAAACUUUAUUAUAAACUUUCGAAAUGGGAUGCUUUCGUUUGGUUAUUAACGUUUGUUUCGACGGUAACGAUCGGGAUCGAUGUCGGAUUGGGAAUUGGAGUUUUAGCCUCGUUUUUCUCGAUUUUUACGCAAAGCCACGUGCCUUACACGUGUUUGUUGGGUGUCGUUCCAAACACCGAUUUGUAUUUGGAUUCGAAACGUUACAAAGGGGUUAAGGAAAUUGAAAUGAUUAAAAUUUUCCAUUAUUGCGGGUCGUUAAAUUUCGCGACUAAACAUACUUUUAAAAAUCAUUUAAGCAAGAAAAUUGGUUUUAACGCGAACGAACUUUUAAAAAAAUUAGAACAAAAUAAAAAUGCACUCCCAUUAAUUGUUGUUAAGUGUAUUGUUAUUGAUUGUUCGGCGAUUACUUAUGUUGAUCCGAGUGGGGGUGAUUUAUUACGAGAUUUAAGUAAAACUUACGAAAAAUUAGGGAUUCGGUUUUAUGUGGCGACUUGUUCUGGGCCGAUUUAUGAAACGUUAAAGAAAUGCGAAAAGUACGAUGAAAAGGAAGGAAGUUUAGAGUUGUUUCCGACCAUUCAUGACGCUGUUUUGUACGCGCAAAUGAAUGAGAAUCUUCAAAAUAACGUUGAUAAUGUUAGUAAUGAUAAUAUUGGAAGUGUUGAAGAAAAUAGGAGAAUAUAAUUAAUUAUUAUUGUGAAAAGAAAUUGUAGAGAUUAUUUAAGGAUUAAAAAAAUGUUAUAAAAAUUAGAAUUUAAGAAAAAAUUUAAAAAGUUGUAAAGAAAAUUGUGAGAUUUUUUAAUUUCUCGCAGUUUUUUAAACCAAAACGUAAUUUUGUUUGUGAUAAGACCUAAAACUUAGAAUCGAUUUUCUAAAUGUGUUCAUCCUCAAAUUACCUCUUACAACAAAUAUAUUUUUUUAUAAAUUAUUUUUGUACAUUUUACAAAACGAUAAUGUCCGUAAGAAACGUUCAAUCAGUAAAAUCAAUAAAAUCAUACAUUUUAAAAACA